CCGAGUCCCAGGAGCCCUUGGCCCACACAUCACUCUCGGCCUUUUGGAAUGCUUCAAAAUUUGUGGCUCAAAUUGGGGGACCCAGAGAAAAGAUAUUCCAUGGCUGGAGCACCUGGCGUGAAGGACAAGCUGAAUCUUAUCGUUGGCGGCGACAUCUGCGAGGUGUACCGCGAUGGCUUCAACUGCGGAUCCUUUGGCUUCUGGUGCGGGCUCGUGGGACUAGCCGUAUUUGUGCUUUUCCUGGCCUACUUUCAUAUGAACCGGGAUCGAAUAGAUCCAAUGGAAUAAGUCCCCUGAAUUGGCAAAAUACAUUUAUGGAUUAUUGUGAUAAAUAAAAAGUCAGUUUGAGCCACUGUAAUAAAGCUUACUAAUUAAACAGGAA
This is a messenger RNA of Drosophila biarmipes, 382 nucleotides long. RefSeq lists its product as uncharacterized. The transcript has a single exon. The record is from RefSeq and is a predicted model, not a curated record. Lineage: Eukaryota; Metazoa; Arthropoda; Insecta; Diptera; Drosophilidae. The coding region runs from base 49 to 288 and encodes 79 amino acids.